This is a messenger RNA of Sycon ciliatum, 1185 nucleotides long. RefSeq names its product ankyrin repeat, PH and SEC7 domain containing protein secG-like. The record is from RefSeq and is a predicted model, not a curated record. Bases 1 to 1185 code for a protein of 394 amino acids. Gene Ontology annotation, molecular function: protein binding. The transcript is spliced from 12 exons. NCBI's taxonomy places the organism in Eukaryota, Metazoa, Porifera, Calcarea, Leucosolenida, Sycettidae.
AUGUCUGGAUGCCGGAGAGUAUACAUACGCCAGAAACCCUUCUACGGUAGUGCUCUUCAUGUAGCUGUUAAUCGAGGCUCCGCUAAGUGUUCACAGUAUUUGCUCGAUGCCGGUGCGGAUCCGAACGUGACUGGUCAGCAUGGAAGGACACCACUUCACUAUGCCAGUGAGCAUGGUCGUAUCGACUGUAUGCGGCAUCUACUAGACAGCAAAGCCGAUCCAAACCAACGUGAUGCGGAUAAACGGACUCCACUUCACUAUGCCACUAUUGAGAACAAGACCGACUGCGUUCUGCAUCUACUGCAAGCCGGAGCUAAUCCAGAUCAAGGAGAUAAGCAUGGAAGGACACCACUUCACUAUGCCAGUGAGCAUGGUCGUAUCGACUGUAUGCGGCAUCUACUAGACAGCAAAGCCGAUCCAAACCAACGUGAUGCGGAUAAACGGACUCCACUUCACUAUGCCACUAUUGAGAACAAGACCGACUGCGUUCUGCAUCUACUGCAAGCCGGAGCUAAUCCAGAUCAAGGAGAUAAGGAGGGAAAGACACCACUUCACUAUGCCAUUGAGCGGGGUCGUAUCGACUGCAUGCGGCAUCUACUGGACAGCAAAGCCAAUCCAAACCAACCUGACGAGGAUAAACGGUCGCCACUUCACUAUGCCACUAUUGAGAACAAGACCGACUGCGUUCUGCAUCUGCUGCAAGCCGGAGCUAAUCCAGAUCAAGGAGAUAAGGAGGGAAAGACACCACUUCACUAUGCCAUUGAGCGGGGUCGUAUCGACUGCAUGCGGCAUCUACUGGACAGCAAAGCCAAUCCAAACCAACCUGACGAGGAUAAACGGACUCCACUUCACUAUGCCACUAUUGAGAACAAGACCGACUGCGUUCUGCAUCUACUGCAAGCCGGAGCUAAUCCAGAUCAAGGAGAUAAGGAGGGAAAGACACCACUUCACUAUGCCAUUGAGUGGGGUCGUAUCGACUGCAUGCGGCAUCUACUGGACAGCAAAGCCAAUCCAAACCAACCUGACGAGGAUAAACGGUCGCCACUUCACUAUGCCACUAUUGUGAACAAGACCGACUGCGUUCUGCAUCUACUGCAAGCCGGAGCUAAUCCAGAUCAAGGAGAUAAGGCAGGUUAUGGAACAGCAAUUUCAAUAUACUCUGCUAAUGCAUUUCUUGAAAACUAA